AUGACAGAUGGUCGAGCCAGGGAACCACCUGUGGGGCGAGGCGCACCACCUGUGGAUAGGCGUCAGAGAAACGGCACCUCUAUAGAGGCCACACGUCACCAAGAGAGACCCACACGUCACUCAGAGACCCACACGUCACCAAGAGAGACCCACACGUCACUCAGAGACCCACACGUCACCAAGAGAGACCCACACGUCACUCAGAGACCCACACGUCACCAAGAGAGACCCACACGUCACUCAGAGACCCACACGUCACCAAGAGAGACCCACACGUCACCAAGAGAGACCCACACGUCACCAAGAGACCCACACGUCACCAAGAGAGACCCACACGUCACCAAGAGACCCACACGUCACCAAGAGAGACCCACACGUCACCAAGAGACCCACACGUCACCAAGAGACACCCACACGUCACCAAGAGAGACCCACACGUCACCAAGAGACACCCACACGCCACCAAGAGAGACCCACACGUCACCAAGAGACCCACACGUCACCAAGAGAGACCCACACGUCACCAAGAGACCCACACGUCACCAAGAGACACCCACACGCCACCAAGAGAGACCCACACGUCACCAAAAGACCCACACGUCACCAAGAGAGACCCACACGUCACCGAGACCCACACACGUCACCAAGAGGGACCCACGUCACCAAAAGAGACCCACACGUCACCAAGAGAGACCCACACGUCACCAAGAGAGACCCACACGUCACCCAGAGACCCACACGUCACCCAGAGACCCACACGUCACCCAGAGACCCACACGUCACCAAGAGACCCACACGUCACCAAGAGAGACCCACACGUCACCAAAAGAGACCCACACGUCACCCAGAGACCCACACGUCACCAAGAGAGACCCACACGUCACCAAAAGAGACCCACACGUCACCAAGAGAGACCCACACGUCACCAAGAGAGACCCACACGUCACCAAGAGAGACCCACACGUCACCAAGAGACCCACACGUCACCAAGAGACCCACACGUCACCAAGAGACCCACACGUCACCAAGAGAGACCCACACGUCACCAAGAGAGACCCACACGUCACCAAGAGAGACCCACACGUCACCAAGAGAGACCCACACGUCACCAAGAGAGACCCACACGUCACCAAGAGAGACCCACACGUCACCAAGAGAGACCCACACGUCACCAAGAGAGACCCACACGUCACCAAAAGAGACCCACACGUCACCAAAAGAGACCCACACGUCACCAAGAGAGACCCACACGUCACCGAGACCCCCACACGUCACCAAGAGAGACCCACACGUCACCAAGAGAGACCCACACGUCACCAAGAGAGACCCACAUGUCACCAAGAGAGACCCACACGUCACCAAAAGAGACCCACACGUCACCAAGAGAGACCCACACGUCACCAAGAGAGACCCACACGUCACCAAGAGAGACCCACACGUCACCAAGAGAGACCCACACGUCACCAAGAGAGACCCACACGUCACCAAAAGAGACCCACACGUCACCAAGAGAGACCCACACGUCACCAAGAGAGACCCACACGUCACCAAGAGAGACCCACACGUCACCAAGAGAGACCCACAUGUCACCAAGAGAGACCCACACGUCACCAAGAGAGACCCACACGUCACCAAGAGAGACCCACACGUCACCAAGAGACCCACACGUCACCAAGAGAGACCCACACGUCACCAAGAGAGACCCACACGUCACCAAGAGAGACCCACACGUCACCAAGAGAGACCCACACGUCACCAAGAGAGACCCACACGUCACCAAGAGAGACCCACACGUCACCAAAAGAGACCCACACGUCACCAAAAGAGACCCACACGUCACCAAGAGAGACCCACACGUCACCGAGACCCCCACACCUCACCACGAGAGACCCACACGUCACCAAGAGAGACCCACACGUCACCAAGAGAGACCCACAUGUCACCAAGAGAGACCCACACGUCACCAACAGAGACCCACACGUCACCAAGAGAGACCCACACGUCACCAAGAGAGACCCACACGUCACCAAGAGAGACCCACACGUCACCAAGAGAGACCCACACGUCACCAAGAGAGACCCACACGUCACCAAAAGAGACCCACACGUCACCAAGAGAGACCCACACGUCACCAAGAGAGACCCACACGUCACCAAGAGAGACCCACACGUCACCAAGAGAGACCUACAUGUCACCAAGAGAGACCCACACGUCACCAAGAGACCCACACGUCACCCAGAGACCCACACGUCACCAAAAGAGACCCACACGUCACCAAGAGAGACCCACACGUCACCAAGAGAGACCCACACGUCACCAAGAGAGACCCACACGUCACCAAAAGAGACCCACACGUCACCAAGAGAGACCCACACGUCACCAAGAGAGACCCACACGUCACCAAGAGAGACCCACACGUCACCAAAAGAGACCCACACGUCACCAAGAGAGACCCACACGUCACCAAUAAACAUCUCUACUCAUUUCAAUAAAAAAAUGACCAUUGUUCUUCUAACUUUGAUGUAUUUAAUUGACAAGUAUUUUUGCCAUGUUUAA
Procambarus clarkii (red swamp crayfish) is the source of this 2556-nucleotide messenger RNA. RefSeq names its product zonadhesin-like. Lineage: Eukaryota; Metazoa; Arthropoda; Malacostraca; Decapoda; Cambaridae. The record is from RefSeq and is a predicted model, not a curated record.